UGCACUAAUGCUGCUCCCACAUUGCAGAUAACACGUAAACUGUAUGGCGUCAGACGACAACAAGUCAGUCCCAUCCCAUGCAUGCAAAAUAUUACUUUAAUGCUGUAAAUAAUCGCUUAUUUUCUAUUUUACAAACUAUUUUAUCAAUCUUACAACGCCUUCGGAAGGAAUGGCGAACCGUCGAACCUUUUCUGACGUGAGGAACGUGAUCCUGUCGGCCCAUAGAAACACAGAUACCCAGGAUAAGGUCGGCUUCUACGACACCUGGGCUGAGAACUAUGAGCAGGAUGUGGCGCUGCUGGAUUAUCGUGCUCCUCUUUUAGCAGCCGAGUGUGUCAGCUCAUUUUACAAAGGUGACAGAGAGAAUAUCACUGUCUUGGAUGUAGCCUGUGGUACAGGCCUGGUCUCUGCACAUUUGAAGAAAAUGGGGUUUCAUCACUUUGUUGGAGUGGAUGGAAGUUUAGGGAUGCUAGAGCUGGCUAAGAAAACAGGACUCUAUGAGCAGUUUAAACAAUGUCUGCUUGGGCAGGAUUCCCUCCCUGUUGAAGCUGCAGCAUAUGAGAUUGUUAUCAUUGUUGGAGCUCUGAGCGUUGGGCAAGUGCCAUUGACAGUCAUCAGAGAGAUGUGGGAAGCUACAAAACCAGGUGGCUACGUGUGCAUGACCACCAGAGGAAACGCAGAUAACCUGGAGUACAAGGUUGAGCUGGAGAAAAUGAUUAAAACACUUGAAGAGGAGGACAAAUGGAGACGCGUGACUGUUGUUGAGGUGGAGGAGUGGGAGAGGGCAGUUUCACAGCAAGACGACGGUUAUUUGAAAAACCACAAGGAGGGUGUAAAAACAUCGAAAGGAUUUGGAGAGAAGGAUUCUGAGGUGUGUGGUUACAAAUUUACCAUCUCCCGGUUACAUCUAACCUUUCUCUUGGCCGCUCCUCGAUACUCCAGCCAGUAAAACUUC
Molecule: messenger RNA, 955 nt
Organism: Triplophysa rosa
Lineage: Eukaryota; Metazoa; Chordata; Actinopteri; Cypriniformes; Nemacheilidae
Gene: mettl27
Product: methyltransferase like 27
Exons: 7
Coding region: 170-949 (259 amino acids)
Source: RefSeq, a predicted model, not a curated record